Panicum hallii is the source of this 1474-nucleotide messenger RNA. RefSeq names its product probable cinnamyl alcohol dehydrogenase. Gene Ontology annotation, molecular function: zinc ion binding; cinnamyl-alcohol dehydrogenase activity. Bases 160 to 1257 code for a protein of 365 amino acids. The transcript has 4 exons. NCBI's taxonomy places the organism in Eukaryota, Viridiplantae, Streptophyta, Magnoliopsida, Poales, Poaceae. Gene Ontology annotation, biological process: lignin biosynthetic process. The record is from RefSeq and is a predicted model, not a curated record.
CAGCUGUGUUCCCUCUUCUAUAUAGCCCUCCUACCCCAAGACGGCACGCACUACUUGUGCUCUCCCAAGGCCAAAACCACCCGCUGCUCCACCACCCCUCCGGCCUCUUCUCCUUCUCCGUCGCCGCCAUCUCCGGUCUCCUCCGGCCUCUCGAUCAGAAUGGGCAGCCUGGCGUCGGAGAGGACGGUCGUGGGGUGGGCCGCCCGGGACGCCACCGGCCACCUCUCUCCCUACACCUACACCGUCAGGGAGACGGGCCCUGAAGAUGUGGUCGUCAAGGUUCUGUACUGUGGGAUCUGCCAUACUGACAUCCACCAGGCCAAGAACCACCUCGGCGCUUCCAAGUACCCCAUGGUCCCUGGGCAUGAGGUGGUCGGUGAGGUGGUGGAGGUCGGGCCCGAGGUGACCAAGUACCGCGUCGGCGACGUCGUCGGCGUCGGGGUGAUCAUCGGGUGCUGCCGCGAGUGCCGCCCCUGCAAGGCCAACGUCGAGCAGUACUGCAACAAGAGGAUCUGGUCCUACAACGACGUCUACACCGACGGCCGGCCCACGCAGGGCGGGUUCGCCUCCACCAUGAUCGUCGACCAGAAGUUCGUGGUGCCGAUCCCUGCUGGUCUGGCGCCGGAGCAGGCGGCGCCGCUGCUGUGCGCGGGCGUGACGGUGUACAGCCCGCUCAAGCACUUCGGUCUGACGGCCCCGGGCCUCCGCGGCGGCAUCCUGGGCCUCGGCGGCGUGGGCCACAUGGGCGUGAAGGUGGCGAAGGCGAUGGGCCACCACGUGACGGUGAUCAGCUCGUCGUCCCGGAAGCGCGCGGAGGCGAUGGACGAGCUGGGCGCGGACGCGUACCUGGUGAGCUCCGACGCGGCCGCCAUGGCGGCGGCCGCCGACUCGCUGGACUACAUCAUCGACACGGUCCCCGUGCACCACCCGCUGGAGCCGUACCUGGCGCUGCUGCGGCUGGACGGCAAGCACGUGCUGCUGGGCGUUAUCGGCGAGCCGCUGAGCUUCGUGUCCCCCAUGGUGAUGCUGGGCCGCAAGUCCGUCACGGGCAGCUUCAUCGGGAGCGUCGACGAGACCGCCGAGCUGCUGCGGUUCUGCGUCGACAAGGGGCUCACCUCCCAGAUCGAGGUGGUCAAGAUGGGGUACGUCAACGAGGCGCUCGAGCGGCUGGAGCGCAACGACGUCCGGUACCGCUUCGUCGUCGACGUCGCCGGCAGCAACAUCGAGGCGGCGGCGGCGGGGGCGCCGGGCAACUGACGAAGUGCCGCCCGCGUGGAACCGUGUGAGGCCGUGCCGGUGUGGCGUUCGUUCUCGUGUCCGAGGUGUACGUGCGUGCGUGGGCUUUCUGCUUCCUUAAGAGUUGUGUGCGUUGGAUCGGCUUGCAGAUGAUGGAUGCUUGAUAUGAAUUUCAUUAUGUAGUAGUACUAUUAUACUUGGAAGUUUACAUGUAUGAUGUACCUGGUGUCACCAUCAA